CUGAAGUCAUGUCUGAUAAAGGCCACGACGUCGAUUUAACAAGAGCCAAACAAAACACUGGCGUUUGGCUAGUGAAGGUUCGUUUUAAAAAAGCAAACAAACUGGCUAGAUUAUUUAUUGUAGUACUCGUGACUAUAUGAAAGAAUUGGUCGACAUAAAAAUGUUGUAGUCCUGUAUUUUCUUCCCCAAUAGAUUCCUAAGUAUCUAGCCCAACAAUGGGGAAAAGCAUCUGGACGAGGAGAAGUUGGCAAACUGAAAAUAGCCAAGUAUCAUUCAAUCUGAAUGAAGAGCUGAGUUUGGUUGAACAUUCGGGGGAGAAGACGUUGUCAGUGCGAGCGCCCAGAGAGCAUCCGUUCACCAUGCAGACUGUGGGGGAUCAGACCCUGUCCGUCUUUACUGAGAACUCUUCAGACCAGAUUACACUUGAAGGCAUGGUGGUACAACGUGCUGAAUGCAGGCCUGCAGUCAAUGAGAGUUACAUGAAGUUAAAGAAGCUACAGAUUAAGGAAUCGAUGAAGCCACUCCGGUUGUCCCAGCAGCUGGAGAAAGCAAUUACCACCAAUUACAAACCUGUGUCUAACCACACCUAUAAUGUGGAAUAUGAGAAGAAAAAGAAAGAGGAAGGAAAGAGAGCCAGGGCUGACAAGCAGAAAGUUCUGGAAAUGCUCUUCUCUGCUUUCGAGAAACACCAGUAUUACAACAUUAAGGACUUGGUGGAGAUCACUAAGCAACCUGUGAUUUACCUGAAAGAAAUUCUGCGUGAGAUUGCAGUUUACAAUCCUAGAGGGCCUCACAAAAGCACCUGGGAGCUGAAACCAGAAUAUCGCCACUACCAAGAAGGUGAAAAUGAAGAAGAGGAAGAAGAAAAAAUGGUUUAACGUUUACCAUGACCAUAGCUGCACUUGUACACUAA
Neoarius graeffei (lesser salmon catfish) is the source of this 913-nucleotide messenger RNA. RefSeq names its product general transcription factor IIF, polypeptide 2b (gene gtf2f2b). Lineage: Eukaryota; Metazoa; Chordata; Actinopteri; Siluriformes; Ariidae. The record is from RefSeq and is a predicted model, not a curated record. The transcript has 6 exons. Gene Ontology annotation, biological process: transcription initiation at RNA polymerase II promoter; transcription by RNA polymerase II. Gene Ontology annotation, cellular component: transcription factor TFIIF complex. The coding region runs from base 216 to 878 and encodes 220 amino acids.